Chlamydomonas reinhardtii is the source of this 2563-nucleotide messenger RNA. RefSeq lists its product as uncharacterized. The record is from RefSeq and is a predicted model, not a curated record. Lineage: Eukaryota; Viridiplantae; Chlorophyta; Chlorophyceae; Chlamydomonadales; Chlamydomonadaceae. Bases 281 to 1315 code for a protein of 344 amino acids. The transcript is spliced from 6 exons.
AUAUCAAGUCUGUGACGCUGCAGCCGCUAUCUACCUCAGAGGAAAUUGAGGACGAAACCUGACAUUGCCGUUUCUUUACCGACGAGCUGCGCUGUGCACUGCACAACACCUCAAGCAGCAGUAAAAUGCGAUGACUAUGUUAGCUUGCUAGCAACAAGGAGGCCCCGACGAGAUACGUUACAAACCUCCGACAGAGCCAACGGUUUAGCUUGAGUAGAUGGCGAGCAACCAUGCCAGCACGUCUGUGCACUUACAGAGCGACGGCACUCCAGACGUUGAUAUGUGCUCUGAAGCACCAGAGCCCAGCAAUUUGGGGCUAGGGAAUGGCCUGCAAUCCAACACCGCCUCGUCCGUGCCAGUCGGCGUCUCACUGUUCUGCCCAGGCGAGGCCCCCCGCCACGGUCAGCUCAUGGUCACGAGCCAAACAACAGUGGGCGACGUGCGGAAAUACCUUCGCGACGUCCUGGGCGUGCCUAUGGACCGACAGAAGUGGGUCUCACUGCAGCGCAUGGGCCGCGGGGUGCUGGGAGCCGAGGGCGGCGGCGGCGGCGACAGCGGCGGCGGCGGUGGCCUUGCAAGCGCAUUCGGUGGCAUGGGCUGUGAGGCGGUGAUGCUGCUGGACGCCAGCCGUACGCUGGACUCGUACGGGGCGCUCACAUCGGACACGGAGAUCCACGCGGCGGCCGCGCCCCCUCGCUCCGCGGACGGCGCGCGAGGGCCCCGCAUGCAGCCUGGGGUGCCCUGGGGCAACGCGGCGCCCGCAUGCCCCGUCAUGGUGCUGCUGCCCUCCGGCAAGCUGGCGGCGCUGCAGCGUCUGUCCGUGGACUCCAAGUACGAGAUGCUGGAUGACGUCAUGUGCGACAGCAGCAGCCUCGACCACAACAGCAUGGCCUUCGACGGCUCCGAGCUCACCACUGCCGGAGUGCCGCUGCGAGCCACCGCCGCGCCCAACCUGGCCAUGCACCACCUCGCCAGCGGCAGCACGAGCGGCGGAGGCGGGGCCGGCGGCGGCUACGUGCAGACGCUGGGGGGCGGCAUCAUGGGUCGCGGAAGAGCCGCAGGCAGCGGCGGCGGCGCAGCCGGUGCCGUGAGCAAUGGAGGCGGUGGUGGCGGAAGCGGCGGGGUUGGCGGCGCCGCCGCGGGGGCCGCGGGGGCCGCGGGAGCGGCGACUGCGCCCACAGGGGAACCGGUGCCGGGCGCGCAGGGCGACAGCACGGGCGCGGGGCCCGGGUCGGGCGCGGUGGCGACCCCCACCACGUACGGGCGAGACGGGCGGCCGGUGGAGGUGACGGUGGCGGCGUCGUACUGUUACUGAGGCGGCGCACGUGCUGCAGUGGUUGAGAGGCGGUGGUAGGAAUAGACAGUGGAGGGCGGAUCCGCCGGGUGCUGUGCCCGGCUGAGCGCUAGCCCCGCCGGCUAGCUGUGUGAGGGGCCUCCAACGCAUGCUGUGUACCGAACAAACGAUUGAGGCUGUACACUACUUGACAGGGGCAGGGGGAGGCCGAUAGGUGCGGCAGCGGGUUUUGGCGUGCCAUGGCCGCAUGGCUGUAUGCGGUGCGUGCGGGCAGCUUCUGCUGCUGUUGGAUCUGAGCCGUCAGAGCCAAAACAUGCGCGCCUGUUGCAGCACACGCAGGGGCGCUUGCAAGGAGGUAGUAGCAGAAUGAUAAGGCAGCGAUGUGUGUUGGGUGCGGUCUGUCGCCGGUUGACGAUUUGACAAAAUUACACAUGCGCGUUUCCAUCCUUGUGCGUUCUGACCCACACGCAUAAGCACGCUCGCACGCACGCACAAGCACACUGACGGACAUGCACACACGCGCAUGGCGGGGGACUGUGUCGAUCGUUGGGCUGGAAGAUACAUGUUGCGCCACGUUGUGGCGUCCCUGGCUAACUGAACCUUGUUGGAUUGGGACAUUGCUGCUACAGUUUCUGGGCUAAUCCUGCUAUUUGUUUUGGUGGUGUUAGCAAGCACUGUUUCCUUGGCCGCUUCACUCACGAGUCCCACGAACCCAAGCGGUUAAUGUGAGGUUCUAUAGAAGCCUUACUGACGGGCUGCGAUGACACACAGCGUAGUGACGCAGGGCGGACACGCACACCUCGAGUCUUUGACGUGCCCUUGACUGUCAAGUCAUAGUUGGGCUGGUUGGGCUGAAAAGACUUGUAUUUCUGAGCAUGUCCAGACACGUUGAGCAUGGAGUGUGGAGGAGGGCGGCUGCGCCGCGCGUUUGGCUGAGGCUCUUAGUCCACGGUGCGGAUUCACUGCUGCUGGGGCCCUCAACAAGCAAGAGGCGGUAUUGUUGCGGGAAAGGGGUAGGCAGACUCGCACGGGUGCAUGUGCGUGUGUGUGUUUGCAGUGGCGACAUCGCCAAUCGUUCGUUGCGAAGCGCUUCACUUGGCAUGCUGGGGACGGAGUGGUGUGGGCAGUGGCGCACGCCUCCGCCUACACAUCUGUGGUUUCGCAGGGCAGGUGCAGGGUGUGGCAGGCACGGGGUCGCCUGAUUGACCCAGACUGCCUGAACUGGAACUGCCGCUUCGACGGUAUGUCUCGCUGUAAACUGCGACUGAG